Molecule: messenger RNA, 975 nt
Organism: Rhipicephalus microplus (southern cattle tick)
Lineage: Eukaryota; Metazoa; Arthropoda; Arachnida; Ixodida; Ixodidae
Product: piggyBac transposable element-derived protein 2-like
Source: RefSeq, a predicted model, not a curated record
AUGCGGCAUAAGUACAACUUUGAAAUUUACACAGGCAAAAUUCUGCCUCAGCAAGGUUUUCCCGACAUCGGUGCAAGUGGCAACAUCGUCCUGCGAAUGGCGAGUAUCGUGCCCCGCGGUCUAGACUACAUCUUGUAUUUUGACAACUGGUUUUGCGGCGUGGACUUACAAGUAGUCCUCAAGAAGGUUGGAAUCAGUUCCGUAGGGACAGUACGCGAGGCUCGCCUAAAAGGAUGCAAACUUCCAUCCGACAAAGAUCUGAAGAAGAAAGGGCGUGGCUCUUACGUGGAAAUGGCGACCACGUUUGAAGGGGUGAGCCUGAGGGCUGUCAAGUGGUUUGACAACCGCCCCGUGACUUUACUGUCUACGUUUGCUUCAGCGUCACCCGAGCAGGCCGUGAAACGCAUCGACAAGAAGACCCGAACGACUGUGAGCAUACCCCGCCCUGCUGUUGUCGGCAUCUACAAUGAAUGCAUGGGAGGUGUUGAUCUUUUGGACAUGCUUGUGGCACUCUACCGCAUCCAAGUAAGGUCAAAAAAGUGGUACAGGAGGCUCUUUUUUCAUUUAUUGGAUGUAGUAGUUGUCAACUGCUGGCUCCUCUACCGCCGAGAUGCCACCGCGGCUAACGUGCCUUGCAAGCACCAAAUGACCCUGCUAACAUUCAAAGCAGACAUUGCCUGCGCGCUGAGGCAACAGGGAAAGGUAUCAACCCCUUCGAGGAAGCGACCAUUGGGCCCAUCAAAGGUCGAGAAUGAAUUGCAGGUGAAGAAGCGGCGCGGGCCAUCAGCUCCUGUUCCAUGCAAGGAGAUAAGGCUCGACACUAUCGACCAUCUUCCGAUGUUUUCUGCAAAAAAAGGCCGUUGUAAAUACCCAAACUGCACAGGAAUCACGCGAGUCAUGUGCAGGAAGUGCAACGUACACCUUUGUUUCACUCCAGGGAAGGAGUGCAUGCACAAAUUCCACACUAACCCGUAA